AUGAUGAUGAUUGUAAUGGUACCAACGCUGCAGACUACUAGUAGGCAGGUUUCGCCGUCUUUGACGUGGGAAGAAAACUACACACUUCUCGAGAAUUACAUUGCCGAGAACGGUGGCAACAACUUUUCCAGCCCUCAAGAAUUCUGGAGCGGGCCCUCCAAGGUGAACCAAUGGCUGAUGUACAACAAGGUCGAGCUUCAAAAGCCCCGGAAUCGUAUCCAUCCAGUAUGGAUCGAACGAAAGGAACUACUGGAGCAGUUGGGAAUGGACAUGCCCGGAGUGUUUCAAUCUCCGACUACUAGUGCAAGUAGCACCAGACCGGUUCUAAGAAAAUGUCAAACGAAGAAGAAGAGACGUAUCCCACGAAACCAAGAAUGGAUGGGAUGGUAUCGAGUGGACAAUAUUGUUGAAGACAGCAUUGACUACUGGGGAUUUGGUUGCGGCUUCAUGACGACGACAGCAGAAGAAGACGAAGAGCCCUUGCCAUGCAACAGUUACGCCAAUGUGCCUCAAUCAUGGGUGCUGCAAGGAGGUGAAUCCGCCACCAAGAGUCAAAAUGACCGACACACGUUUAUGAAGGAUUUGUCAGCCUCCACAAUGCAGUUGACACAAAGUUGGAUGGCGCGGUUGGCUGGUGGCAACCGCCAACCGGCUGGGAAGCGAGAGGUUGCCCUGGCCGCCUGA
Molecule: messenger RNA, 684 nt
Organism: Seminavis robusta
Lineage: Eukaryota; Bacillariophyta; Bacillariophyceae; Naviculales; Naviculaceae
Source: the annotation of a GenBank genome assembly